AUGGCAGCCUGCUGCAGCUUGGAGAGCGUGUGUGAAUUCGAAACCAACAAAGUGAUACGCAUCUACAGCUUUUGGUACGGGAGCCUAAAGUGGACAAUCCAUUUUCUGGUUUUUCUCUACGUUAGUAUCACCCUGGUGGCUGAUCGACGCUAUCAGAAGAGAGAUUCGGUCAUCAGCUCGGUGCACGUGAAGGUGAAGGGGGUGUCCCAGACUGACAAAAGGGUUUGGGAUACAGCCGAAUACACCAUCCCUGGGCAGGGUGUGAAUUCCUUUUUUGUACUGACUAACAUCAUCACGACUGAAAAUCAGAUCCAAGGACUUUGCCCCGAGUUUCCUCUCCCCAAAGCAGUGUGUACUACGAACAAAAGCUGUAUGAAAGGCCGUGUAGACCCACAGGGUAAUGGCAUCCAGACGGGCAAGUGUGUGAAAUACAACAGCACCGUCAACACAUGCGAAGUCUCCGCUUGGUGUCCCGUGGAGUCGGCCAAAACCGCCCCAACGCCAGCCGUUCUGGACAGCGCUGAGAAUUUCACCGUGCUUAUAAAAAACAACAUCCACUUCCCACAAUUUAAUUAUACAACAAGAAAUAUUCCCCCAGAAUUCAAUAUUUCCUGUGUAUACAGCAAACACAAAGCCUCACUUUGCCCAAUUUUCCGUCUGGGAGAUAUUCUUGAAGAGGCAGGAGAGAAGUUUUCAGAGCUGGCCGUUCAGGGAGGCAUCAUCGGCAUCGAAAUUAACUGGGAUUGCAAUCUAGAUAAAUGGAUGCACCGUUGCAGACCCAACUACGGCUUCCGGCGCCUGGAUGACAAACGAACCAACGAGGCCUUGUACCCGGGCUACAACUUUAGAUUUGCCAGGUAUUACAAGCAGCCGGGUGGAAGGGAGGAAAGGACCCUGAUCAAAGCGUACGGCAUCCGUUUCGACAUCCUCAUCUUUGGCACGGCUGGGAGGUUCAGCUUCAUUGACUUGGUGGUGUACAUUGGCUCAGCGCUGUCCUACUUCGGCCUGGCUCAGCUAGCUGUGGAUUGUCUGCUCACUUCCUAUACGUCCAAAUCUGAUCCAGUGAAGGAGUAUUAUUACAAUAAAAAGUGUCAGACGGUGCUGGGACCAAGAUGGACUUUGUUUUACGUGACCUUUGUUGAUGAGUGCAACAUCCUAAUGAUCGACGAAUAUUUGAAGACCAGUUUACAGAACAUCAAGGGCAGGAUCAUGGACAAAUGCCAAGGCGAUUUCACGCAGUCUUCCCGAUUUCCAUAUUGGGACCGCACGGCCUCUCCCCAAAACUCACAAGAGCUGCAGCCCCUCCAAACCCGAAAGGAAGGUCCUCGCUUCCGUGAAUGUCCCUCUUGGUGCUGCUGUGGAAAGUGCCGGCCGGCAGACCCCUUUUGGGAACAGCUCUGCUGCCGAAAAACGGACGGGGCCUGCAUCGCCACUUCCCCUCUGUUUGAGCAACUCGUCCUCUCCCGAUCCGGGCUGGAGUUUGUUCUGCUCUACAGGGACCCCUUGUUGGAUCUGAGGGCUGGGGUUGCCAACCAGCCUUUUCGGCACUGUGCUUACGAGCGGUAUAUUCACUGGCGCUUUGGCGAGGGUGACUUGGGUGCCAGGGCUGUGAUCCCCAACUGCUGCAGAUGGAGAAUCAGAGAUGCUUUUCCGAGUGAGAACGGCGAAUACAGCGGUUUCGAGAAGAAGAAGUAACUAUUGGUUGCACUUCUGCGUUGCGGCCUUAAGGGUGGAUACACACGCGUGCCAAUUAAUCAGCUUUGCCUCCUGCUUUUCAAAAAUGGCCAUUUGUGGCCCUGCCAUCAUCUUUGCUCUUUAACUGGAUGAUGUUUUUAGACUAUUGAAUAAGAUCAGAGGACAGCAGAGUUUCGAUCCCAGCUCAGCCACGAAAAUCCCUGGAAGGCUUU
Molecule: messenger RNA, 1907 nt
Organism: Protobothrops mucrosquamatus (brown spotted pit viper)
Lineage: Eukaryota; Metazoa; Chordata; Lepidosauria; Squamata; Viperidae
Gene: P2RX7
Product: purinergic receptor P2X 7
Exons: 13
Coding region: 1-1695 (564 amino acids)
Biological process (GO): response to ATP; monoatomic cation transmembrane transport
Cellular component (GO): nuclear inner membrane; plasma membrane
Molecular function (GO): ATP binding; purinergic nucleotide receptor activity; extracellularly ATP-gated monoatomic cation channel activity
Source: RefSeq, a predicted model, not a curated record